Messenger RNA from Papilio machaon (common yellow swallowtail), 4548 nucleotides. It is a transcript of the gene tho2, whose product is annotated as THO complex subunit 2. Gene Ontology annotation, biological process: mRNA export from nucleus; mRNA processing. Lineage: Eukaryota; Metazoa; Arthropoda; Insecta; Lepidoptera; Papilionidae. Gene Ontology annotation, cellular component: THO complex part of transcription export complex. The record is from RefSeq and is a predicted model, not a curated record. The transcript has 30 exons. The coding region runs from base 293 to 4543 and encodes 1416 amino acids. Gene Ontology annotation, molecular function: mRNA binding.
AAAGUCAUUAAAACUGUAAUAUAUUCUGUAAUUAUAUUUUAUAUUUGAUAAUUUAUUAGUAUUGUUAAGACUAAUCGUUCCUCUUUCUCUAACUUUAGAUUAUACGAAUAUUCCAAAACGAGGUUACUUACAUCUUUAACUAAGUUAUCUGUAACAAGCAUUUAUGCGUUGAUAUGGCGUUGACAUGACAGACGAAGUAUUUUAAAAUGAUGGUGAACUGCCAUGGCUGCGGCGUAUGUGUGUAUAUUAUAAACUUGUUAUGAAAAUAAUAUAAUUGUCAUUUUUUAAGAAUAUGACUACCUACCAGAAAUUUGUGUCUGACUAUUGCAAGACAUGGGAGAAAUCAGGGAAAGAACUGUUUAUUAAAACAGUGACGCAAUAUGUUAAAGAUGAAGGAAAAACCCCAUUGUUUAGUAAAUCAGGAAAGCUGUCUGGGUUGUCACAAAGCAUAUAUGAUUUAUUGCUAUGUGGUCUCCGUGGUAACUUGAAAAAGGAUGCUGUUGUAUCCAUACUUCAUGAUAUUACUACAUUACAUGCCGACAUACCCUCAAUAAUCUUAGAUGUUACAUGCAUACUUGAUGCAGAAACUUGCACUGAUGUGCAGAGUGAAGACAGAACAAACUUUUGUUAUAUAGUCAGAGAAUUAGAAUCUUUUAUAUCUGACAAAUUACUUAAGGAGCGACUUGAAAUUGACACUUUACAAGAUGUUGGGACAUUGAAAAAUAAAAACUUUUAUACAAAAUUCAUUAAAAUAAAAACCAAGUUAUAUUAUAAACAACGUAAGUUCAAUUUGUUUAGAGAAGAAAGUGAAGGAUACGCAAAGUUAAUUGUAGAAUUAAAUCAGGAAAUCACAGAAGAUACAGAAUGGAAGACACUACUAGAAAUCAUACAAUCUUUAAUAGGUUGUUUUAAUUUGGAUCCGAACAGAGUUCUAGACAUAAUAUUAGAAUCUUUUGAGGCUAGACCUCAUCUAGAUCAACUGUUUAUAUCUCUUAUUAAAAAUUACAUGGUUGAUCCGCAAGUCAUAUCAGAGGUUUUAGGUUUUAAACUUGGAAACAUGGAGGUGUUAGAAAAUUAUAAGGAACCACCUCCUUUAAUGACUAUAAUAGCUUUACUAUUGCAACAUGAGGUCAUCUCUUUAGAUGAUAUUUAUCCUUGGUUGCGUCCUGAUGAUACAAUAAUGGCGAAGGAAGCCGAAAAGGAGAUUAAAUCAGUACAGGAUUAUAUUCGGAAACUUAGUAUUGUUUCAACAAAAGGACCACAAGCUAAUGGUUCUACCGAUUUCAUUGAAGAGAAGGCAGAUCCUCAGGAAUACUGGAGUAAUCAGAAGCUAGUGUUAUGCGAGGCGUUGCUGAAGGUGACCGCGUGGCGCGAGUUUGCCGCACUGUCAGCCCGGCUGCCUACUACAAGCAUGGCCCCACGUCCUGCUUUAGCUCUAUGUGCUAUGUUACAUGCACUCAUAGAGCCACUUUAUAGAACACAUUGCCGUGUUGCUCCAAAAAUUAUAGGAAUACCAGUUCCUCCUUUGAAGUCAAACCUGGCUCCUAGAGCGUGCAAAACUUUCCAAGAUAUGAAGGAAACUGUCAUUCCAGCUCUAAUAAUAUUAGGGCCUUCUUUACACCAUGAUCCUGUUUUAAUGUACAAAAUAAUUCGUAUAUUAAGAACGUCUCGUUCGUUAACCGAAGAUCCGUUGCAUUAUGAAGCGAUUACAGUACUGGACACGGCGAUUCUUCCAGCGCUCACACUUAUGGAAGGAAAUUGUUGUAUGGCUGAAGAAGUGUACACUUUAUUGAAGCUAUAUCCGUACCAAUGCAGGUACUGUUUAUAUUCUCGUUGGAAAAACGAGUCUGGUGAGAAAAUACCAGCACUGAUGCGUGUUAGAGGUAACUCCCUGCAGAGAAUAAAACACAUUAUGAAGCGUGUGUCCAAGGAGAAUAUAAAACCACAGGGUCGUUUGAUCGGCAAACUGUCUCAUGCUGCACCGGCUUUCCUCUUCGAUUAUAUGCUUUUACAGAUUCAGACGUAUGAUAAUCUGAUAGGUCCAGUAGUGGAAUCAUUGAAGUACUUGACAUCGCUAUCGUUGGAUGUGUUGGGUUAUUGUUUGCUGGAGGCGCUGUGUGCGGGUAAGGGCAACAUUGGAGGCGCCGCACACCCGCCCUGGCUACAAGCACUAGCUGCGUUUGCUGGAGCCGCCUUCAAGAAACAUAACAUUGAACUGACCGCUCUUUUGCAGUUUGUUGCUAAUAGGCUAAAGGCUCAACAAAGUCAGGACUUAUUAAUUUUGAAAGAAAUUGUACAAAAGAUGGCUGGCAUUGAAGCCGCAGAAGAGAUGACACCUGACCAACUUGAUGCCAUGGCAGGAGGUGAACUCUUGAAAGGGGAGGCUGGUUACUUCUCACAAGUUCGUAACACUCGGAGGUCGUCCGCACGACUCAAGGACGCUGUUGUAGGCAACAAUUUGGACAUCGCUCUGUGCAUACUGUCAGCUCAACAACGUCAUUGCUGUGUAUGGAAAGAAUGCGAGGAUGAGGUAUCGAGUGGGGGGGAGCCGGCUGGGUCGCAGCUGAAGGUGGUGGGGCGGCUGGCAGACCAGUGCCAGGACGCGCUGGUGCAGCUCGGCACCUUCCUCGCCUCCUCGCACGCGCCAGACGAGUACGCGGCCCGACUGCCGCCAUUGCAGGAACUUCUACAAGACUAUCACGUGGACGCGGACGUUGCGUUUUUCCUGCACCGUCCAGUUUUAGCGCAGAAAAUAACCGCAAAGACAGAAGCACUGCGUAAAGAAUCUGACAGUAAAACGGAGUCGCAGGAACUGAGCAUAGAAAGAUAUUGUUCAGCUUCCAAAGAAAUUUUAGAACCAGUCAUCAUAUCUAUAACUCCUCUUCUACCUUCUAGAGUUUGGGAAGAUAUAUCGCCAGAGUUCUAUGUCUCGUUUUGGUCUCUGUCUAUGUACGACCUCAAAGUUCCUGAAGAAAGUUACGACCGUGAGAUCGAACGUUUAAAAUCUGCUGCAGCGACAGCCGCCAAGGAUGUCUCUCAAGGAGCCAAGGGCAAGAAGGAGCAGGAGCGCUUUAAGACAUUGAUAGAAAAACUGCAGGAGGAGCGUCGCCGUCAGCGCGAGCACACUGGGCGCGUGUCGGCGCGUCUGCAGCGCGAGUGCGCGGGCUGGUUCCCCGCGCGCGCCGCCAAGUCCGCAAAGAACGAGACGGUGACGCGUCUCAUGCAGCUCUGUCUCUUCCCGCGCUGCGUCUUCACCGCCGCAGACGCGCUCUACUGCGCACAGUUCGUGCACACUGUACACGCUCUCAAGACCCCCAACUUCUCCACGCUGCUCUGCUACGAUAGGCUGUUCUGUGACAUAGCGUACUCAGUGAUGUCGUGUACGGAGGGCGAGGCGGCGCGUUACGGCACUUUCCUGUGUCAAGUGCUGGCGACGGCAAUGCGGUGGCACGCAGACCGCACGGCAUUCCAUCGCGAGUGUGCGCACUAUCCCGGCUUCGUCACCAAGUACCGCGUCUCCAACCAGUUCACUGAGGCCAAUGAUCAUGUCGGAUACGAGAACUAUAGACACGUGUGUCAUAAAUGGCACUACAAGAUAACGAAGGCUAUGGUGGUGUGCUUGGACUCAGGGGACUACGUACAGAUCCGCAACGCACUCAUAGUCCUCAUACGAGUGUUGCCGCACUUUCCUGUGUUGGGGAAACUGGCGCAGAUCAUUGAGAGAAAAGUUGAAAAGGUAAAAGAAGAAGAAAAGACUCAACGUCAAGAUCUGUACGUACUGGCUACGGGAUACAGCGGACAGCUGCGUAACAAAGUGCCCAAUAUGAUGAGAGAGUGUGACUUCCAUCAAAUCGGGGAUCAGCAAAAGGUGUUGGCUGCAGCAUCAGCGCCCGCCGCCGCUGUGAAGGAGGAAGCUGCGCCAGUUAAGCCGGAGACUGAAGCAAGCACCUCCCCGCAACCUGUCGAUUCAGAUAAAAGAGAGCCGAGGAACAGUGACAGACGGCGAGAGGAGUCCGAUCGCGAGAAAGAAUCUAAACGCGAGUCUAGAUCGUCCCUUAAAGAGAGAGCUAAAGAAGACGUAAGAAGUAAAGAUAGAUCACCCAGAGACAGAUCACAUAGAGAGGAGCGUUAUUUGGAAGCCGUGUCACCUCCACAUGACCAUCGUCAUCCAGCUGACGAUAUAGAUCGUGACGUGAAGCGUCGCAAAGUAGAAAGCAGCGGCUCUGGCAAGGGUAGCAAAGAUAUCGAGGAACGUUCACCAGAAAAGGAAAAGAGAAAGUCUAAAAUAAGAGGAGAUGAACGUAAAGAGCGUAAGAUGAGCCGCAAGAGGGAUAGAGCAGAAGAGACUGCGAUUUUAGAACAAAAGAGGCGUCGGGACGAACAAAAAGCUGUGGUGAAAAUGGGCAACCAUCAAAACGGUUCGCAGGAGGAUCACCAUUAUGAAAAGUAUCAUAAAAGGGAUAAAUCGCCUUUUCGAGACCGUUCCCACGAAGAACCGAGAGACAAACACAGGCGAACAAAUGAAUCGAAGAUAAGAAGAUAGAAAAC